Racocetra fulgida is the source of this 741-nucleotide messenger RNA. Lineage: Eukaryota; Fungi; Glomeromycota; Glomeromycetes; Diversisporales; Gigasporaceae. The record is from the annotation of a GenBank genome assembly.
UUAAGUGAGAAAAGAAAGAAAUACAAAAUGGCACAAGACUCAACUGAUAUUAAAGAAACCAUUGGAGCACUUGACGAUUAUGUUCUUCUAGGACGUGGAAAUCAUCGCAAAUCUCUUGUUGAAAACCUUGAUCAAAGCCUUAAACGACUGGGAACUGGAUAUAUUGAUCUCAUGUAUGUUCAUGUUUGGGAAUUUCGUACUCCUAUUGAAGAAGUAAUGCGUUCUUUAGAUGAUGUUGUUAGAAGUGGCAAGGUGCUUUAUAUCGCGAUUAGCAAUGCACCAGCAUGGGUGCUUAGUCGUGCAAAUACGAUGGCUGAAUUACGUGAAUCGGCUGCUAACUUAGAAAUGCCUGAUACUAUGAGAAGUCAACGUGUUAACUCAAUUAAAAGAUUAGCUGAAAAUGAGCAAAAUUGGAAAAUCUUUGAUGAAGUUACAACUAUUGCUGCUGAAACCAAGAGAACUCCUGUUCAGAUCGCUUUGAAUUGGAUCUCACAAAAACCUGGCAUUACUUCGCCUCUUAUCGGUGCUAGAACAAAAGCUCAAUUAAUUGAAAAUCUUGGCGCUCUUGAAUUCAAAUUAACACCUGAACAGAUGGCAAGGUUAGAUGCUGUUUCUGCACCAAAGGAAAUACCAUUUCCAUAUUCUAUAUAUUCAAAUCUUGAGAAAUAUGUUGGCAAAGGAAUGCAAAUUCCUGACAAGUAUAAACCCAUUUUUAUGAUGGGUGCACAAGAAAAAUUUUAG